Panicum virgatum (switchgrass) is the source of this 2016-nucleotide messenger RNA. Its product is annotated as protein IQ-DOMAIN 14-like. The transcript has 3 exons. Lineage: Eukaryota; Viridiplantae; Streptophyta; Magnoliopsida; Poales; Poaceae. The record is from RefSeq and is a predicted model, not a curated record. Gene Ontology annotation, molecular function: protein binding. Bases 296 to 1678 code for a protein of 460 amino acids.
UCCCCUCCCACUAGUUAUUGCAGGCGUGAUCUGCCGCGCGCAGCGCUGCGUCGCACAUGGACAUGGCGCCCUCGCUCGCCGUAAUAUAUUCCGUCCCGUCCACCGGCUCCCCUCCGCUGCACUCCACUGCCCCGCACGCCCCUGCCACAUGCCGGGCCUCGCCGUCCAGCGGUGGUUCCUCAGCUGAAGCGACCGGGCUCGCUUUGCGUCUCCUGCGCGGCACUGCGAUGCUGGCUCUGCGACGGGGCCGGUGGUGACUUGCUGAGACAGCUUGCGAUCCCGCGACCGUGGCGGGAUGGGCAGGGCGAGCAAGUGGCUCCGGAGCUUCCUGCCGGGCAGGAGGGGCAAGGCCGGGGCGGCGGACCCCGCGGACCUGGCGCUGGCGCUGCCGGGGGCGACCACGACGACGCCGGCGUCCACGCCGGGGGCCAAGGAGAAGAGGCGGUGGAGCUUCCGGCGCCCGGCGGCGGCGUCGCCCGCCAAGGACGCGCAGGGCGGCCGGCUCGCGCACUACGGGUCCCUGGAGCCGCGGGUGCUGGACCCGGACCAGCACGCCGUCGCCGUGGCCAUCGCCACGGCGGCCGCGGCCGAGGCGGCCAUGGCGGCCAAGCAUGCCGCCGCGGCCAUCGUCAGGCUCUCGUCGUCCGCGCCGGGGUCCAAGCGCACCGUCAUCGGCAUCGACGAGGCCGCCGCCAUCAAGAUCCAGGCCGUCUUCAGAUCCUACCUGGCGAGGAAGGCGCUGUGCGCGCUGCGCGGGCUCGUCAAGCUGCAGGCGCUGGUGCGCGGCCACCUCGUGCGCCGCCAGGCCAGCCACACCUUGCGAUGCAUGCAGGCGCUCGUCGCCGCGCAGAACAGGGCGCGCGCGGCGCGGCUGCGGAUGCUCGAGGACGACAAGCCCGUCCGGACGCCGCGGACGACGCCGACCCGGCGCAGCUCGCCGCGCCACCCGCGUUUCCGCCACCACCAGGACAUGGAGGAGAACGUCAAGAUCGUGGAGGUGGACACCGGCGCCGGCGGCGAGGUGCACGGCACGCCGCGGACGUCGCGCCGCAGCAGCUGCUACGUCACGCCGCUCUGCCGCACGCCGUCCAAGAACGAGCUGUACCAGAAGAUCUCGCCGACGCCUUCCGCGCUCACCGACGCCAGCGCGCGCACGUACAGCGGCCGGUACGACGACUUCUCCUUCGCCACCGCGCGGAGCAGCCCGUGCCGCUACGCGCCGUCGAGGCCGCCGCACCACCGCGACGAAGGCGCGGACAGGCCAUCGGCCGACCACCCGAUGUUAGUGCCCAGCUACAUGGCGAACACGGAGUCGUCGCGCGCCAAGGCGCGGUCCCAGAGCGCGCCGCGGCAGCGGCUGUCGGUGUCGUCCGCCGCCGAGGCUGCCUGCCCGUGGGAGCAGCAGCCGAGCGGCGGCCGGCGCAGGGCGUCGCUGGAGAGCCAGGCGCAGGCGACGCCGGGCGCGCGCGGGGCAGCGCCCAAGUGCGGGCCCGUGCGCGUGCAGCGGUGCCCGUCGCAGGCGAGCGCGCCCGGGGCGUGCCCGUGGGGCGCGAGGUUGGACCGGUGGAGCGCGUCGGCGCACGACAGCGAGUGCGGGUCGACGAGCACGGUGAUGACCGCCGCCACCACCACGUACUGCUGGUCGCUGCUGGCCACCGACAACGCCGGCAUGGCUUGAGGCGACCUCGAAGGACCUGACUCGCGCUCACAUGGUUUGUGAAGAAAUGCUGCUGUGCCUGUAGGGACGGGACUUCAGGUAGCUGCGAGUACUGAAUUCUAGUGACAGCUCACUGUAGUUAACAGUAGAAGAAGCUGGGCUCCAACUCUGCAAAAUCUGUACGAGUGUUAUUCAAGGAUUCCAUGAACGACGAGACAGUUUUGGUGUUUUUGCGUGCCAAGAAUCAUGCACUGGUGUCUUUUCGUAGUACUUUGUUGUGUCACCGUUCGGCUUGUAUUUCGAUCUGUCAAGUCCUGGUCGUUUCAGACCCAAAUGAAGCAUGAGGAAUCAUCAGUGUC